CAACACCAAAAUGGACAAAAAACAAACCCCUCUUCCCAUCUCUCAUUCCACCCCUCAUUUCGUUGACAUCCCAGAAGAGGAGGAAGAAGAAGAGCAUGUCGGGCCAAAGGCGGCCCCGGCUUCAGCCGAGGCCCCCGAGAGGCGGCUGAAGAUCAAACACAACAGGCUGCGGCCGCCACCACCACGACAAGAGCGGAGUUUCGGUCGACAAGUGUCGUUGGAGACGGGUUUGGAUAGGGACUCCAAAGGGAAGGGUAUUGAGAGAAUGGCUCUUCCAAGGAGUGGGAGAAGCUUUGGGGGAUUUGAUUCCACCAAUAUUGAAGGAAGGAAGGCAAAUUUCAGCAUCUUUAGAACAAAGUCCACUCUUAGUAAGCAGAAUUCAUCGUUGCCAUCAAAAAAAUUAGAUCAAAGAGAUCCAAUGGAGUCUCAGAGAACUCAUGGGAGCUCUGAAGGGAUUAAUGAUGAAUCUGUUAAUAAAAGUGUUCCUGUUGGAAGAUACUUUGCUGCUCUUAGAGGACCUGAACUUGAUCAAGUCAAGGAUUACGAGGAUAUUCUUCUCCCUAAAGAUGAGAAAUGGCCAUUUCUUCUUCGUUUCCCCAUCGGAUGCUUCGGUAUAUGCCUUGGCCUCAGCAGCCAAGCCGUGUUAUGGCGGGCACUAUCGACCAGCCCCGCCACCGCCUUCCUCCACGUCACGCCAUUCCUCAAUCUUGCUAUUUGGCUCCUUGCCGCCACCGCCCUCCUCGCUGUUUCCCUCACUUACAUUCUCAAGUGCAUCUUCUACUUCGAAGCCGUCAAGAGAGAGUACUUUCACCCUGUUCGUGUCAACUUCUUCUUUGCCCCUUGGGUCGUCUGCAUGUUCCUUGCCAUCAGUGCUCCCCCAUCCCUCGUGUCAGAGCCGCUCCACCCUGCCAUUUGGUGCGCCUUCAUGGGUCCUUACUUCUUGCUCGAGCUCAAGAUAUACGGGCAAUGGUUGUCCGGGGGAAAACGACGAUUGUGUAAGGUGGUGAACCCGUCGUCGCACCUGUCGGUGGUUGGAAACUUCGUCGGAGCGAUUCUAGCGGCAAAAUGUAGGUGGUUGGAGGCAGCAAAGUUCUUGUGGUCAGUGGGGUUCGCUCACUAUCUGGUGGUGUUUGUGACUCUGUAUCAGAGGCUGCCCACGAGUGAGGCUCUGCCGAAGGAGCUGCACCCAGUUUACUCAAUGUUCAUCGCCGCGCCAUCUGCAGCCAGCAUUGCUUGGCAGACCAUUUAUGGAGAUUUUGAUGGCUUGUCCAGGACUUGCUUCUUCAUUGCUCUGUUUCUCUACAUUUCCCUCGUCGUGCGGAUCAACUUCUUCACUGGAUUCAGGUUUUCAGUGGCUUGGUGGUCUUACACAUUCCCAAUGACAACAGCUUCAGUGGCCACCAUCAAAUAUGCAGAGCUUGUCCCCACAGUUGUAAGUAAAGUUCUGGCACUCACCCUUUCUUUCAUGUCCUCUGCCAUGGUGUCCCUUCUCUUUGUAUCCACUCUCCUCCAUGCCUUUCUUUGGAAGACACUGUUCCCAAAUGACCUGGCCAUUGCAAUCACAAAGAGGAGACUUAUUAAUAAGGACAGGAGACCCUUCAAAAAGGCAUAUGACCUCAAACGCUGGACAAAGCAAGCUCUUACCAAGCACAAGGACCAUUUUGAUCCGCAAAAUGAAGCAUUUUGACUCUCCUUUCAAAUGUCUCUGCCUGCCUGUAUUUUGGGGCCAUGUAUAAACAGUCAUCUACAAUUUAUUUCGACACCAGGACUUGUUUCGAACCGGUGUUCAUAAUAUAGAAGAGACAUGAAUUUAGAACA
Molecule: messenger RNA, 1818 nt
Organism: Momordica charantia (bitter melon)
Lineage: Eukaryota; Viridiplantae; Streptophyta; Magnoliopsida; Cucurbitales; Cucurbitaceae
Gene: OZS1
Product: C4-dicarboxylate transporter/malic acid transport protein
Biological process (GO): intracellular monoatomic ion homeostasis; stomatal closure; transmembrane transport
Cellular component (GO): membrane
Molecular function (GO): voltage-gated monoatomic anion channel activity
Source: RefSeq, a predicted model, not a curated record